Guyanagaster necrorhizus is the source of this 1135-nucleotide messenger RNA. RefSeq names its product RNase P/MRP, p29 subunit. The transcript has 5 exons. Gene Ontology annotation, biological process: tRNA 5'-leader removal; rRNA processing. Gene Ontology annotation, molecular function: ribonuclease P RNA binding. Gene Ontology annotation, cellular component: ribonuclease MRP complex; ribonuclease P complex. Bases 46 to 888 code for a protein of 280 amino acids. The record is from RefSeq and is a predicted model, not a curated record. Lineage: Eukaryota; Fungi; Basidiomycota; Agaricomycetes; Agaricales; Physalacriaceae.
AAUUAACAUUGUCUUUCGUUUUCCUCUCGUUGUCUCUCAUUCAUUAUGGCAGAGUUGUCAAAGCGUACCAUUGACCUCUACAAGGAUAUUGCAUCUUCCACCAAGAACAACCGGCUCAAGCUUUCAAGCACAUCGCCUUUCACGCCCAGGUUUAUCACAUCCAGUGUAUCACAAUCCUCAGAUCCAGCCGAAAUAUAUGCUACCAGAGUGCACGGACGGAAGAUGGUGCUUGAAAAUCCAGUCAAGGAAAGUAGGGAAAAAAAAGAACGUCUCGAGCGAAAGGCGAAGCACAAGGCUCACAAAGCUCGGAAACGCCUCGGCGUGGUAGGAAAGCGGGAAGCAAGGGAGAAAGCUGUGUGGAAGCUGGAUGAGCAUCAGGCCAGGUUUAAUAUUUUCUUGCCUUUGCAUCAUCUCUGGAUGGGAUACAUGUCUGAACUGCUUGGGCUCAACCAAAGAUCUACAUCUACAGGUAUUCCGACAAUCAAGGACAUGCCAUCCACUGGGUCCAUGCAUGCUAAGCUUCUGAAGGCCGAUUUGCAUGGAUCUCUUAUAUCAGUGCGACGUUGCAAGAAUCCGUGCUUGCUUACUCUAUCGGGUAUUGUAAUCCACGAAUCCGAAAAUGCGUUCAAAAUUAUCACCAAAGAAGACCGAGUAAAACUUGUACCGAAAGCGAAUGCAGUCUUUGCCUUUGCAGUUCCUCUGUUCUCUACACUUCCAUCAAAUUACGAUUCCUCAACGUCCCUCCCUGUUCCAUUGGCAGAGGAAUCAAAAGACACGGUCUUGGAUCGACCACACAUCGAAUUUGAGCUUUACGGGAACCAAUUCAGAUUCCGCUCUGCUGAUCGUGCGGGUCGCAAAUUCAAGCACAAGGAGACUAUGGAGCUCUAACUUUGACGUUUGACGGUAGUGAAUUAUCACGACCAAGGACAUUGCAUUCAUCGCAAGUUCAGGAGGGUCGAUGAUAUCGAACCUUGCCAGUCAUAUGGAACGAUCUACGUUGAAGCAAGGAGCCUCUGAAACGCCCUAUGUAGGUGCAUGCUUUUGCAGGGGGGAAGUACUCAUGGGUUCUAGUGCAGAUAUGAACCCUCAGUGUAGUACAAGAAAAUCCCUCAUUUAUAAGUAUGGUAGACUGGUG